UCCCCGAAAAAUCAAAUCCCAACCCCAUUCGUCAAAGCACCUGCCUCUCUCGCACCAUUCCUCGAACGUCUCGAUCCAGCAAAAGUCCACAUCACACACAUCGAUCGCCAUCCAAUCCCAUACAAAAAGAACAUCUUCCUCAUCCCCGUCGCCCUCAACGGCAUCAUCGCUCUCCUCCUCACAUGGCGCCUCUGGAUCGCAAUCCCAAAAUACUGGAUCCUCCUCCAAACUCUCCUCGGCUACAUCACAUCCGCAUCAGUCGACCCUACAACCACAACGCGAAAACAACAGAUCCUAAUCCUCUUCAAACGAACAGGAAUGAUGGCUUGCGACUUUUUCCUUUUCCGCUUCGUAGGUCCCUGGCCUCUCACCUUCUUCCUCGAACAACCCGCGAACCCGGUUUCUUGGAGAUGGACGCUAGGGUUUCAGAAAGAAGAGGUUGUGGUGAGGGUCAGUCGGAAUUGGGGUAAUGAGGAUCUUAUGGAGGGUGUGAAGCAGGGUGAAGAGAAUGCGUUUUUUAAAACCAGGGUUUUGCCUGCGAUUGAGCCGAAGGUUAUGCUGAAGAGCGGAUAUUUGACCAUGAAUGAGAGCUGGGACUUGGAGUUUGAGGUUAUGUGCGAUGCGCAUACGCUUGUUCAGAGAGGGGCUUUGAGGAUGGAGGAUUUGGAUAAGGUUGUUCUAGCGCAUAUGGAGGGUGUGGGUUGGUUGGUGUGGAAGUGGGAUGGUGCGGGAGAUGUGAUUGAGGGGAGGAGGAAGAAGGUGGUUGCGUUCAAGGAGAAGCUUACUGCGAUGGGCAAGGAAAGUUUGUUCUGGAAAUGGACUGAGAUUGUGGAAGAGGAGAGGGAUAGAGAUGGUGGGUUCACGCCGGAGAGACAGCAGAAGGUCGCAAUGAGGGUACAACAGGAAUUUGAGAAGAAUGGAGUAGACUUUGAAGAGGUUGUCAAGAGUAUUGGUGGUUUGGAUGAGGUG
Pseudocercospora fijiensis CIRAD86 is the source of this 969-nucleotide messenger RNA. RefSeq lists its product as uncharacterized. NCBI's taxonomy places the organism in Eukaryota, Fungi, Ascomycota, Dothideomycetes, Mycosphaerellales, Mycosphaerellaceae. The transcript has a single exon. The annotation marks the transcript as partial. The record is from RefSeq and is a predicted model, not a curated record.